Purpureocillium lilacinum is the source of this 1053-nucleotide messenger RNA. RefSeq lists its product as uncharacterized. The record is from RefSeq and is a predicted model, not a curated record. Lineage: Eukaryota; Fungi; Ascomycota; Sordariomycetes; Hypocreales; Ophiocordycipitaceae.
AUGCCAUCCCACCUCGCCGCCAGGCUGACGGCCGCCUUUGGCGAGCCUGUCGAGGAUCCCGAUGAGGAGACGUUUCUGCUCUACGCCCGGCCCAUGCCCUCGCAGGACCUCGGCUUCGUCGACCCCCGCGCCGCCGUCCUCGAGGUGCCCGUCCGCGGCCGCGACUACACCAUCCACCAGUCGCCCUCGGUGCUGGCCUCGUCGCGCGCCGGCGGCACCACCGGAGCGGUCCUCUGGCGGGUGACCCCCUUAUUCGCAUCGUGGCUCGCGGGCAGCGACAACAGCCCCAUCCUCCCGCUCCUCCGCCCGCGCCCCUCCGUCGUCGAGCUCGGCUGCGGCAUCUCCCCGCUCUGCGCCCUCGCCCUCCGGCCCCUCGUCUCUUCCUACCUGCUCACCGACCAGCCCUACGUGCAGCGCCUCGUCGCGCAGAACCUCGCCGCCAACCCGCCGCCCACAUCUUCCUCCUCCUUCUCCUCCCCCUCCCACUCCGCCUCUCACGCCUCUCCUCCAUCUUCUCACAAGCCCUCCUCGUCGUCAAAACGAGCAGCACGCCGUGGAGGCGCAGGCGCGGCAGCAGGGGCAGAGCAGCAGCAGCACGGCGAUGUACGCUUCCGCCCCCUGGACUGGGAGACGGACCAGGUAACCGCCGACCUGGCGAGCCCCCAUGGGACCAGCUUCGACGCCGUGCUCGCGUGCGACUGCGUCUUCAACUACGCCCUCGUUGCGCCCUUCGUGCAGACCUGCGCAGACGUCUGCGCGCUGCGCGCCUCGGAGUCACGCGUGGCUACCUCCUCCUCCUCCUCCUCCGAUGACAACGGACGCGGACGCCACUCGCGGCCUGGGGACGCGGGCGAAGCCGUGGCAGAUCCGUGUCUCUGCAUCGUCGCGCAGCAGCUGCGCAACGACGACGUCUUCCUCGAGUGGCUGCGUGCCUUUAGCGACAAGUUUCACGUCUGGCGUGUGCCCGAGGAUGUCCUGCCCGAGGGGCUGCGACCCGACGAUGGGUUUGUCGUGCACGUUGGCGUCCUGAAGGAGGACCACGAGCAGCAGUGA